Vigna unguiculata (cowpea) is the source of this 914-nucleotide messenger RNA. RefSeq lists its product as uncharacterized. NCBI's taxonomy places the organism in Eukaryota, Viridiplantae, Streptophyta, Magnoliopsida, Fabales, Fabaceae. The record is from RefSeq and is a predicted model, not a curated record.
AAUCAUCCAACACUAUGCUUCUGCAACAACCAGACCACAAAGUCUCUGUAAAAGCAAAGCAACCAUGACGAUGAUGCAUGUGCUUUGGUUCUUAGUGUUCGUAGCUGCUGCAAUGCAAGGAAGAACAGAAGCAGUGGAAUACAGUUUCACUAACAACGCCCUCUCAACCCCCGGUGGCGUGCGUUUCCGUGACGAGAUAGGAGAAGAAUACGCGAAGCAGACACUGGACUCAGCCACCCAAUUCAUAUGGGGGAUCUUCCAGCAAAACGCCCCUGCUGAUAGAAAAAACGUGGAGAAGGUGAGCUUAUUCGUGGAUGACAUCGACGGGGCUGCAUAUACCAUCAACAAUGAGAUUCACGUGAGUGCAAGGUACGUUAAUGGGUAUAGUGGGGAUGUGAGAAUAGAAAUCACGGGGGUGUUAUAUCAUGAAAUGGUUCAUGUUUGGCAGUGGAAUGGGAAUGGUGAGGGUCCUAGUGGAUUAAUUGAAGGAAUUGCAGAUUAUGUAAGGCUGAAGGCAAACUAUGCACCUAGCCACUGGAGAAAAGCAGGGGAAGGAACAAAAUGGGACCAGGGUUAUGAUGUUACUGCUCAUUUUCUUGACUAUUGUGAGAGUCUGAGAAGUGGGUUUGUGGCACAACUGAAUCAGAAGAUGAGAACUGCUUAUAAUGAUCAAUUCUUUGUUGAUCUAUUGGGAGAAUCGGUGGAUCAGCUUUGGAAAGAGUACAAGGAUAAGUAUGGGAAUCUACCCUAGCUAGGUCAACGGUUAAGAACUUGUUCCUUCAAAAAAUAAGCGACUGUGUCGCUAGGUUUGUAUUACUUGUAAAUGUUCAUCAGUUGUAAGUUAUAUUGGAAUCGAUGUUGUGAUUGAUUCUGAAGAGAAUAAACAUUUAGAAGAUAUAAAUCAUUAUCAGCUA